Penaeus chinensis is the source of this 1956-nucleotide messenger RNA. Its product is annotated as mucin-12-like. The coding region runs from base 1 to 1956 and encodes 651 amino acids. The transcript is spliced from 5 exons. The record is from RefSeq and is a predicted model, not a curated record. NCBI's taxonomy places the organism in Eukaryota, Metazoa, Arthropoda, Malacostraca, Decapoda, Penaeidae.
AUGAAGCCAGCACCCUUCGCAGGCACCCUUCCCUGGCACUCUUCCUCAGGCACUCUUCCCCAGGCACUCUUCCCCAGGCGCUCUUCCCCAGGCACCCUUCGUAGGCACUCUUCCCCAGGCGCUUAUCCCCAGGCACCCUUCCCAGGCACCCUACGCAGGCACUCUUCCCCAGGCACCAACACAGGCAUUCUUCCCCAGGCACCCUUCGCAGGGACUCUUCUCAGGCUCAUUCUAGGCACCCUUCCCAGGCACUCUUCCCCAGGCACCCUUCGCAGGCACCCUUCCCUGGCACUCUUCCUCAGGCACUCUUCCCCAGGCGCUCUUCCCCAGGCACCCUUCGUAGGCACUCUUCCCCAGGCGCUUAUCCCCAGGCACCCUUCCCAGGCACCCUACGCAGGCACUCUUCCCCAGGCACCAACACAGGCACCCUUCGCAGGCACUCUUCUCAGGCUCAUUCUAGGCACCCUUCCCAGGCACUCUUCGCAGGCACUCUUCCCCAGGCACCCUUCGCAGGCACUCUUCCCCAGGCACUCUUCCCCAGGCACCCUUCCUAGGCACUCUUCCCCAGGCACCCUUCGCAGGCACUCUUCCCCAGGCACUCUUCCCCAGGCAUUCUUCCCCAGGCACUCUUCUCAGGCUCAUUCUAGGCACCCUUCCCAGGCACUCUUCCCCAGGCACUCUUCCCCAGGCACUCUUCCCCAGGCACCCUUCCCCAGGCACCCUUCCCAGGCACUCUUCCCCAGGCACUCUUCCCCAGGCACCCUUCCCAGGCACUCUUCCCCAGGCACGCUUCGCAGGUACUCUUUCCCAGACACCCUUCCCAGGCACUCUUCCCCAGGCACCCUUCCCAGGCACUCUUCCCCAGGCACUCUUCCCCAGGCACCCUUGCAUCCUUCCCAGGCACACUUCCCCAGGCACUCUUCCCAGGCACUCUUACCCAGGCACUCUUCCCCAGACACUCUUCCAUUGGCACUCUUCCCCAGGCACUCUUCCCCAGGCACUCUUCCCCAGACACUCUUCCUCAGGCACUCUUCCCCAGGCACUCUUCCCCAGGCACUCUUCCCCAGGCACUCUUCCCCAGGAACUCUUCCCCAAGCACCCUUGCACCCUUCCCAGGCACCCUUUCCAGGCACUCUUCCCAGGCACUCUUCCCCAGGCACCCUUCCCCAGGCACCCUUCCCAGGCACUCUUCCCCAGGCACUCUUCCCGUGGCGCUCUUCCCCAGGCACUCUUUCCCAGGCAAUCUUACCCAGGCACUCUUCCCCAGGCACUCUUUCCCAGGCUCUCUUCCCCAGGCACUCUUUCCCAGGCACCCUUCCCAGGCACUCUUCCCCAGGCACUCUAUCCCUGGCACUCUUUCCCAGGCUCUCUUCCCCAGGCACUCUUCCCCAGGCACCCUUCCCAGGCACUCUUCCCCAGGCACUCUUCCUCAGGCACUCUUCCCCAGGCAAUCUUCCCCAGGCACUCUUUCCCAGACACCCUUGCACCCUUCCCAGGCACUCUUCCCCAGGCACUCUUCCCCAGGCACCCUUCCCAGGCACUCUUCCCCAGGCACUCUUCCUCAGGCACUCUUCCCCAGGCAAUCUUCCCCAGGCACUCUUUCCCAGACACCCUUCCCAGGCACUCUUCCCCAGGCACACACGCAGAAUUGCGUAUAUUGCGUCUAAACUAGAUACGGUAGUGGGAUUUACUUGUCAGGAGGAUCAAAAGGGGUUUUCGAGGAAGAAGCGCCUGCCACUGAUGCCUCUCCGUCUCACACUCCCACACGGCCUCAAAAUGCCCUGUUUAGGGCUUGUUGCGAAGGCGGCCGACCGUUCUUCAGCGCGGGAUUUCAGGACAACCCCGCGUCUGGACAUAACUAAGUCUAACAGGCCUGGCGUGGCGGCGAGGGCUGGACACACGCCUGACCCAACAUGCCUGGAAUUCCACGCCCAAUUGAGCAAGUUCUGGCGCUGA